UGUAGCCAGCUAUGCUCAUAGGGCAGUUAGCAGAUAUACGUCCUCCUGCUGGAGGAGACGGAAGUCGACUGUGAGCUACAUGUGAUACUCUCGCAUUGACGGAACCACGUACAGGUCACAUCUAUACCUAUAGUAUUUUCACGUGAUCGGUUCUAGCGGGAUGUCCAGCAGGACGUAUCGACAUGGACGGGACGAGGACCCUGCCCCGCUUCGCAAGCGUCACAAAUCGAAAGACCUCAUGAUGCAGGAACUUAGUUCCCCCGGUCAGUCCCCGAACAGGACGUCUGAGGACUCGACCCUGCCGAUCAUUGCGUCUGUUGCGGACUUCCUUGGAACCGACGUCACAGAAGACGCCUUCCAGAGAGAGGUGGUGCAGAAGACACAGACACACUACAUCGGCCGACAGGAGGCGGAGACCGAGGUGAUUAUUGACAAGCUGAUUGACAGAUACGAGGGGAAGGACAAGGCGCUGCUGUAUGUAGUGUCGGACAUCCCCACAGAAAUAAAGGUGCAGAUCUUCGUGAACACCCUGCUGCACCGCGGCGCCAACCCAUCGACGUGCGACAGCUCCUGGCAGACCCCCCUCCACCACGCCGUCAAGAGGAACUUCAAAGGGGUGUGUAGUAAACUGCUGGAGAACGACGCCCUCCCCCACGUCCGAGACAAGGACAACAACAUGCCCUACCACCUGGCCCUCAACAACAACAACGACGACAUCGCGGCCCUCAUCCUCAACUACAUGCCAAACGCCGUGGUUCGAGAGCUCCAUACAGCGGCGGAUGACAAAGACUCUGAGGCAGAAUGCAAACUACACACUCUCCUACACAAUGAGAUGCUGCAGACUGCCCUGGGUGUGUUGGACUGCAUGAUGGAUCCUAUUGGUGACAGUGGGCACAUGCGGGUGUUUUACCACGUGCUGGAGGCUGACGAGUUUGGUCGAUCCCCCCGACACCCAUCCUUCGGUUCCAACUCCAAGUCCUGUCUACACGUUAUCGCCAAAGAAGGGUAUAAGUCGAUGGUGUAUCACGAUGUUGUCAGGCUCCUUAUCAGGAAGAAGUGGAAAGGCUAUGCUCGCUUCCGGUUCCAGAUGAAUAGUUUCCUGUUUUGCAUCACGCUGUUCGCGAUGACGUUUUCCGCCGUCUCGGCCGUGAUGACGUCAGACCCCACAGUCUACGAUUCACCUGUCCAAGUAGCACGUGCGGUGUUUGAGGUUUGGUCCUACCUGGCCGUGGUCAUCACCUUCUUCCUGGAGCUCAACCAGUUCCGGAAGCACCGACUGGACUACUGGAAGGACAAGUUCAACUGGAUCGACCUAUCGUCCUCAAUUCUCCUGUUGCUGGUUCCUGCGCUCCGCUUUACUCACAAACAGGAACAGUGGCAAGUGUUCUCCGUGGGUUACCUGCUGUGGACACUCAGACUCUUCAAAUAUGCCGCAGUGUUUCGACAAACGGGAGCCUACGCCCAGAUCUUAUGGCGCAUCGUCGCCCACGACUUCUUCCAGUUCACCAUUGUCUUUGCCGUCAUCCUGCUUGCUUUCAGUGGAUCCUUCGUCAUGGCACUUAGGGGAGAGAACUCCUUGCAAGUUCACAACGAAACCAGCACGUUCUGGGACAUCCUCUUCACUGGUGUCCGGAUCCUGAUCGAGGGCGAGCGUGUCAUAGAGUACACAGAAUACAGCACACUGAGCUGCAUCAUCAUGGUCAUCUUCCUCUUCACCUGCAUCGUCGUCCUCCUAAACAUCCUCAUCGCCCAGCUCAGUGACACCUACCAGAACGUGCAGCGGGAUGCACAACGCGGUCUGGAGCUCAACAGGGCGUGGAUUAUUGCCCGUGUGGAGCUCAACAGUCUGUUUAUAGGCAAGGGAUACCGAGUGACGAAGUACCAGGAGGUGGAUGAGAUUGCCAGUCCCAUGGACGUGUUGGAGAAGUGGGAAAACCCUCCCCUGAACGAGCUCAACAAGUACAUCCGAGACAUCUGGGACGGGCUGGACUCGCACAAGCUCAACCUGCUCACCAUCAAGAACCGCCUGGCCCGACAGGAAUACACACUCACCCGGAUCCUAGAGCAGCUGGACCGAAUGGUUCCACCAGAAGGACCUGCCGUCACUGAACCUACCAAUACUACAUUAACAAGUGGGGACAUCGAUCGCAUCCAAUCACAGAUGGUGAUACCCGAGGCAGGAGAACACGCCGGCCUCUCUGACGCCCAGGUCGAAGUCAAGUUUGAAUGAGGUCCACUGUGACGUCAGCAGAUUCAGACCACUGAAUCCUCGGAUUCUUUGUUGACGUCUGCUACGACGGUGACGUUGUGACAGUGGUGAGGAUACAGUAACCCGAAUGGAGUUGUCCAGUAGGGGUUCCUCAGAUGAAGGACCGUCUCCACCACCGCUAGUCAAUAGGUACUGUGACGAUCUGACAACCUAUGUGAACAUGCGACCUGUUUAGCGGACAUCUGUGAAGCAUUUCUUAGAGGAUCUGUGACAUUUCUGCGAGGAUUUGUGAAAUUUCUGUGAGGAUCUGUUACAUUUCUGCCAGGUUCUGUGACACAUUUCUGUGAGGAUUUAUGAUACAUUUCUGCCAGGUUCUGCGACACAUUUUUGUGAGGAUCUGACAACUGUUCCUGUGAGGACCAGAGAAAACUUUCUGUCCCCCAAAGGGGACAUAUACCAUGCUGGUCGAUAGGUAUCCAAAAUCUUCACAAACAUGUUAAGACUGGACAGAUAACACAGGCCACAGUCAGACGGGGCAGAUAACACAAGUCAGACAAUGGCAUGCUCCAAAAGCAUCAUGUGACGCUACCAAUGUGUAUGGUUACCGGUUUACUGAGGGGAGAUCACUCCCGCAAGCCGAUGCGGCAGUGACGUAACACUGUUGCUGUGAUGGUAUCAGUAGCGUAUUGUCUCACGGUCUACAGGAGCAUGUGUAUCAUACUACAGUGCAUAGUUUGAGUGAGUAUGGUUUUACGCCGCUUUUAGCAAUAUUCCAGCAAUAUCACGGCGGAGGACACCAGAAAUGGGCUUCACACAUUGUACCCAUGUCGGGAAUCGAACCCGGGUCUUCAGCGUGAUGAGCGAAUGCUUUAACCACUAGGCUACCCUUGAAUUAAGAAUUUAGUGUGAAACCAACAAGCGAUCAAGAAAUGUUUUGCAAUUCGAUUAAAGUUAACAAAGUUUACAAAUGAAUACAAAUAACUGCAAAUUAUUUUCUGUGACACCAGUGUACACCAGAAUGAAGGUACAAAAUAAUCCAAUGUAGCAAAGAUACGACCUAUGGUAACAGCAUGAAAGGGUGCAGUCAUAGUGUGAAACCCCUCUAACAAACUGUAAACAUGUACUAUGACACGUCUUCGUCAGGCAUUCCAUUCGGUGUCUAUGAUAUAAGGCAUUGUAACUUGUAUGUAUCGAUCACUGAAGUAAAUGGUGACACCAGGUGUUCAUGAGAAGGGCAGACAUGAUCUGCUCUACCGGUAGCACACACAGCUGUACAAGUAAAUCGCGCUUCCGGUUGAUAUGGCGACUCCAGCAGUCUGUAUUUUACUGGCGUUUCAUUCAUUUGCUGCCAUUAUGGGUGAGGAAAGGUGAAAGUUUUACGUCGUACUUGAGAAUAUUUCGCUCAUAUGACGACGUGCAUGCGUGUGUAUGUGUAUGUGCGGCUGCUUGUACUAACCCAGACUUAAGCUGGUUUUAUAGUGCUAGCCCACUGAGAUACC
Molecule: messenger RNA, 3708 nt
Organism: Haliotis rubra (blacklip abalone)
Lineage: Eukaryota; Metazoa; Mollusca; Gastropoda; Lepetellida; Haliotidae
Exons: 15
Coding region: 161-2230 (689 amino acids)
Biological process (GO): calcium ion import across plasma membrane
Cellular component (GO): membrane
Molecular function (GO): calcium channel activity; protein binding
Source: RefSeq, a predicted model, not a curated record